AUGGUCAAGGUUGCUGUACUGGGUGCCUCUGGGCAAAUUGGACAGCCUCUCAGUUUACUCCUUAAAUCGAGUCUCCUCGUGUCAGAGCUGCGACUCUACGAUGUCAUUCACGCCAUCGGUGUGGCAACCGACUUGAACCACGUCGACACCCCUUCGCCGGUCAGGGGAUACCUCCCCGAGAAUGAUGGUCUCCAAAAGGCUCUUAGUGGCGCCGAGGUUGUUUUGAUAUCGGCCGGCAUUGCUCGCAAGCCGGGCAUGACUCGAGACGAUUUGUUCAAAACAAACGCCGGCAUCAUCGCAGACUUGGCUGCUGGUGUCGCAAAGUUCUGUCCCAAGGCCCUGGUCGGCAUCAUCACCAACCCCGUCAACAGUACCGUGCCGAUCGCGGCCGAGGUCCUCAAGGAGCACGGCGUCUUCGACCCCAAGCGCCUCUUCGGUGUCACGACGCUGGACGUCGUGCGGGGCUCCAAGUUCGUCGCCGACGUCCUGGGAACCAUUAGCCCGCAGGAUCUCAAGGUUCCCGUGGUUGGCGGCCACUCGGGAGCGACGAUUCUCCCGUUGAUCAGCCAAGCUCAGCCCCCAGUUCAGCUCAGCCAGGAGCAGAUCGAAGCCAUCACAACGAGAGUGCAGUUCGGCGGAGACGAGAUCGUCAAGGCCAAGGCCGGCGCUGGGUCUGCCACCACCUGCAUGGCCUACGCUGGAUUCCGAUUUGCUCAAGCCAUUAUCAAAGCCUCUCAGGGCCAGGAAAACAUCGUUGAGCCCGCGUACGUCUAUCUGCCUGGCGUUCAAGGAGGAGACGCCGUCGCCCGUGACCUUGGGGUGGACUACUUUGCUGUUCCCAUCACUUUCGGGGUAGACGGUGCUGAGGCUGCCCACCCCAUCGGGUCCAUGUCCGAAUAUGAGACCAAGCUUCUCAAGACAGCCGUGGAAGAGCUCGGGACGAACAUCAAGAAGGGCGAGGACUUUGUUCGGUCGAGAGCAUAA
This is a messenger RNA of Colletotrichum destructivum, 984 nucleotides long. Its product is annotated as Putative lactate/malate dehydrogenase, lactate dehydrogenase/glycoside hydrolase, family 4. Gene Ontology annotation, molecular function: L-malate dehydrogenase (NAD+) activity. The record is from RefSeq and is a predicted model, not a curated record. The coding region runs from base 1 to 984 and encodes 327 amino acids. Gene Ontology annotation, cellular component: cytoplasm; cytosol. Gene Ontology annotation, biological process: tricarboxylic acid cycle; carboxylic acid metabolic process. The transcript is spliced from 5 exons. Lineage: Eukaryota; Fungi; Ascomycota; Sordariomycetes; Glomerellales; Glomerellaceae.